AAAGACUUUUGAGUUUGGAGUUCAGUUCAUCAGUUCAUCUCUCUCUAAUUGACCUCCAUCUCCAUCCCAGCUGAGAAUCCUCUUCCUUUUCACUCCAUAGCCUCUGUGUCCUCAACUCAGAGGAGGUCCAAAAUGAGUGUAAAGGUUUCUCAGUUGGCCCUUCUUCUUGCCGUGGGGGCAGCUCUCAUGGCUUGCUUUCCUACCAUGGAAGCGGCCGCAUCCAAUUUUUCAUUUGCGGAUAACUUCGAUAUAAUGUGGAAUGAGAGUCAUUUCAGGACCUCCCCAGAUGGGAAAGUCUGGUUUCUCUCCCUCGACAAUGUAACAGGUUGUGGGUUUCAAACAAAACAGAGAUACAUAUUUGGGUGGUUCACUAUGAAGCUCAAGCUUGUUGGAGGCGAUUCUGCUGGUGUUGUCACAGCCUAUUAUAUGUGUUCAGAUUUGGGAGCAGGGCCAACGAGGGACGAGCUAGAUUUCGAGUUCUUGGGGAAUAGAACAGGGGAACCUUACUUGAUUCAGACGAAUGUGUACAAAGAUGGAAUUGGGAACCGUGAGAUGAGGCAUAUGCUCUGGUUCGAUCCCACCGAAGACUUCCAUUCCUAUUCAAUCCUCUGGAACUCCCACCAGAUUGUGUUCUUCGUAGAUGCAGUACCGAUAAGGGUUUACAAGAACGCAGACACCACAAACAAUUUCUUCCCUAAUCAAAAACCCAUGUACAUCUUCUCCAGUAUCUGGAACGCCGACAACUGGGCAACCAGAGGUGGGCUGGAUAAGACGAAUUGGACAUUGGCUCCAUUCGUCUCCUCAUACACAGACUUCAACGUCGAUACUUGCCAAUGGCAAGACCCAUACCCUGCUUGUGUCUCCACUACCUCACAGCAAUGGUGGGAUAAAUACGAUGCUUGGCACCUCUCAGACUCUCAGAAGAAGGAUUACGCUUGGGUUCUCAGAAAUCUCGUCAUCUACGAUUACUGCCAGGACACACAGAGGUACCCAACCUUGCCGCCGGAGUGUGCCUUGAGUCCAUGGGCUUGAAAUUCAUACUUGUCUUUCAUUACCAUGCUAUCGCCCAUUGAUUACCAUUGAUCAUUCAUUCUUACUUCUCAGAUCGAUUUUGAAAGUAAAAUGUAUCAUCAUUCUUAUCAUUACUUCUUCCUUUUCUUCGAUCAAUGUAUUGUACUGUACUAUUGUAUUGAAUUUUUUCUUCUUUUGCGAACAUGUGUUCCUCUAUAACCAGUUUAUUCUCUCUCUAGUUGAGCCAAAUCCAAUGUAAAAUUCGAAAAUAAAGUAGACCUUAAGAAUGUAAUUGCUCCACCAAUGAAAUGAGAGAUCUCUAUAUAUAGAUUUUGCGAUA
Messenger RNA from Macadamia integrifolia, 1351 nucleotides. Its product is annotated as probable xyloglucan endotransglucosylase/hydrolase protein 8. Gene Ontology annotation, molecular function: hydrolase activity, hydrolyzing O-glycosyl compounds; xyloglucan:xyloglucosyl transferase activity. The transcript has 4 exons. Gene Ontology annotation, cellular component: apoplast; cell wall. The coding region runs from base 133 to 1032 and encodes 299 amino acids. Gene Ontology annotation, biological process: cell wall biogenesis; xyloglucan metabolic process. Lineage: Eukaryota; Viridiplantae; Streptophyta; Magnoliopsida; Proteales; Proteaceae. The record is from RefSeq and is a predicted model, not a curated record.